GUUGAAUGUCCGUAGGAUAUAUUAUGAGGAUAUCCCUAUUAUAUCAAAAAAGGAUAUCCUAUUUAAGUUCCAUUUAAGUCCCGGGACGUAUGGACGUAAAUGGGACUUAAAAUGUAUAUCCAUGGGACAUCUAGUGCUGUGUGGGUGAAUACCGGCCUAUAUAUAGAAGUUUGUGAGUUCGGCAUUCAGCCGGCGUCGGGCAGUAUUAAAGUUAGAAAACGAUAGUCUCGAGCGCUACCCCCAGCCUGUCCCUUCCGCAUGCUCAGCUGCUUGGCAGCAGCGACGCAAGUUCCGCUGUUCUUACAGCACGCUGUGGUCGGAGAGGGGAUAACGCAUCAAGCGAGCAACCAUGUCGCUGGGCUUUGGCCUGAAGUGCCGAGCUCACACACACACGGCUGCUCGCUUGUGAGCGUAUCUCCUUUCUGACUACAGCGUGCUGUAAGAACAGUGGAGUUUACAUCGUUGCCUGGCAGAGCAUUUAGCGAUUCUUAUAAGGUUCAUGGAUAUUACCGACCGAGUGAACCACAUCAAUCAUGCAGUACAUCUAGAUGACCGAUCGAGUCAACCACGGCAAUCAUGUAGUACAUACAGAUAACCGACAGAGUCAACUAUUGUACACGCACGGUCGUAAAGACAUAUUCGACUGUGGUGGACUGUGUCGUACGCGGUACUUGAUCAGUUCACCGCCAUUUUGUGUUGUCAAUGUGCUGUGACACGGUGGCUGUACGGUAUACUGUAGAUUGUUGAUUACGGUUGGUGUUGCAAAGUUACUUGUGAUUUGUGCGAUACCUGAUUUGCGUUAGCAUUCCGUACGUUUAGUGAUUUGAGAACAAAAUAAGUGCUGAACUUACGUAAACGUUCUGUUCAACGGUUCAACACAUCUGCAUUCUGAUGGGUGUCUCGUGCUCCGAGCGACUCCCAACAACGUUUUAUGGAAUUCUUAGACGAAAAUCGUCUACGGCUUGAAUCCGACCGCACACACAAGUUAAUUACUGUAUGAACUUCCGAUCGGAGACAGGAGCCAGGAGCCAAAAAAUUAAAGAAGUCUGCAUUCAGGUACAGCAAUAAGAAAUAAGUGUACUUGUGAUGUCUCGACAUGGCUAGAGUUCAACCAUUCAAAAGAGCUGUGGACGCUAUAGUCAUCUAUACAAAACCACAUGAUACGGAAAUCCCACAUGGAGUACAGAUUAAGGAAGAGCCUAUGGAUACAACAUCAAAUGCAACCGAAAAUUGUAUAUUAGUUAAAAAUUAUUACAGUUUAGUCGAUCACAAUUAUCAUCAAGGUAAAUUAUCAUUAUCUAAAAAUGAUGCUUUGUAUAAAGACAUAAAUAAUACAGAAAAUAGGCAAUCAUCGAAUGACGAUUCUAUACAUUUGAAUGAUGUAAACAAGACUAUUAAUACAAAGUGUAAAAGUGUAAAACCGACAAAAGAAAUGCAUAACACGUUAGAAUUUAAGAAACGAAAAUGUUCUAAAAAAGUUUCUAAUAAGAUAAAGCAAAAUGUUACAUUAGACUGUAAAACAAAUAUCGAGUUAUCAAGAAAAUUGAGACGCUGUGACAUAUGCUUUAGAUCUUUCUCUACUGUUAAAAGUUGUGAAGCCCAUAAACUAUAUUACGAAUUAAAUGAUAACUUGCGAAAAAAAUCUUGCGGAACAAAUGAUAAAUUACCGUCUCUUGGUAUUAACAAAGAUCCAUAUGCAUAUAAGUGUAAUUUUUGCAUUCGUGUUUUUUGGGAGAAAGCUUUAUUACAAUCUCACCUGUUUCAUAUUCACAAUGAAUUAAUAUGUUCUAAAAACACAAUUAAACGCAAGGCUUACAAAUCAAAGAAUAUAAAUUCAUCUAAAGGUGGUCCUUUAAGUUUAACUAGUAAAAAUGAAGAAUUAUGUUCAAAUAAUCUCAGCAAAGAUAAUUUUAAAUCAGAGAAGGUAAAUACUAUACUUAUAAAUAAUGUCAAUGAAUCUUCGGACAGCAAUGUGAUAAAUACUGAAAACUCAAAGAUCAAAAAAUUAUUUAAUAAUGAAAAGUUACCAACCAAAAAAUUACGGCAACCAACAUUAACGGAAUACCUUGAAUUUUGCAAAAAGAAACGCGAUCAACUCAGUCCAAAUAAAUUAAAUAUGGAAAAUAAUUUUCCAUCAUGUACAUUAGAUCGAGAUGAACAAAAAGAAGAAAAUCCAAAGCCAAAACUUUCAAAAGGACAUAAUGGUAAAAUUGAUUCUUUACCAAUAGAAUCAGAUAAUCUCUCAAAAACAGCACAUUCUAUUCUGGAACAAACAACUAUGAAACAUGAAAUAUGUUCACCUAAAAAGCCAUUUGUAAAAUUACAUGCAGAUGUCGAAAUAAUGAAAUCUUUUCUGGAAAACCUUUCUGAUAUGAAUGUCGAGGAUCAAAUGACCAAAUAUGAAACAAGUGACAAUGAUUGUGAGGUUUCAUAUGAUCGUGCACCACCCUACAGAUUGCGACGUAGACCCUGUUAUUUCAUGAGAGACAUUAGAUACGUAAGAACAAAUUUGAGAUCAAAGAAGAACAAAAAUGUAUCUAAAGAGUCUCAAAUUGACAUAGAAUACGAUACUGAAACGAAACGGAACGUUAGUGAUGUAGAUCCUAAGAUAGAUCUUAAAGAUUGGAAAUCUAUUAUGGCUUAUUUUAAGUGUAAGGAGUGUACAAUUCCUUUAAUAAGAUGUGAUGCACGUCCAAAAGAUCUUUAUCAGAUUUCUACAAUUGAUACCAUGAAAAACACUUCCCUUGCUACUCAGUGCAAUUCUACAAAUUCUGGCUCUCAAUGCAACUCUUUGGUUGAAGAAAGUAAUGUACAAAAUAAAAUAAUGCUCAAGGACUUAGAGGUUUCUCUGGAACGUCUAACAGCUGUUCCAAUUACAGUAAAAACAGACAUAAACAUCGAAAACCAUGAUAACAAUUAUUUUGUGUGUAAAGUUUGUCAAGAGAGAUUUUCUUCCAAAUUGGACAAACGUAGACAUAUUAAGUCGUCUCAUAUAGCAUAUAUGUCAAGCAUAUGUAAUGCACGAUAUACACUAAAGCAUAAGUUACUUCAGCAUUACUUAUGUGAACAUCUAUCUCAACCAAAUGAGUGUUGCAUUUGUUACACGUUAUUACCUGAUUAUGAAGCGCUGAAGCAACACUUAAAUGUUCACUGUCUGAAAUACAUUCAAAGCAAGGACAGUCAGUAUCCGAUAGAUAUUGAGUUAAAAUGCACCAUGUCCGAAUCUUAUAAUUGUCUUGGUUGUAACGAAACAUUUUCGUCGCAAUCAUCUUUAGAGUCGCAUCAAAGUUGUUGCAUAAUAAAAAUGGAAAAAAAUCUGGAAGAUUCCAUGGAAGAAGCAUAUCCGAAGAACAUUCCUGAGAUACUGCAAAAGAACAUCGAUGAAAAUACAGUCACAUGUGAUAAAGAGAUUAAUCGAGAUGAUUUACGUAAACCUGCAAAUAGCGACUGUGUAGCAGAAAACUUAAACAAACAGCAAGUAUCGCUUUCUAGUGCAAAAGAAGCGGAAAUUAAUGAGGCUACUCAAAACUUUCUUGUUAAUAAUAACUUAACUGAGGAGAAAAGCAAGACUGUCAACAAAUUACAAGACUCUGAAGGACUUUUAGAAAAUAGUAAUUCCACAAGUAGCAAUCAGAGUGUUACAAGUAGCAAUCAGAGUGUUACAAGUACACAAUUGGAUAACACUACAAGAGCUAAAACUUACACUCCCUGUGAUAUAUGUGGAAAACAAUUUCAAACUCUCAAGAAUUUGGAGAUACAUAAACGCACUUUCAGCUUUAUUACCGAUAUCUGUCCAAUGUGUGGCACUGGAUUCAGUUCUAAACGUUUUUUACAGACACAUAUCACUGCAGCACAUGUACCACAUAUUUCAAAGACUUAUAGCUUUCAUUGCGUAUUCUGUAAUCAAGGUUUUUUCAAAAAACACGAUCUUAAGUCUCAUAUAUUACACUUGCAUAAUAAACAAUUGCUUAGUACACUCACGCGCAAUAAUGAUGUGAGUGCAGGGAAAUCUGAUCACCCAUCAAUUAAGCAUGUCACAACAUGUAACAUUUGUAAUUUGGCAUUUGAGACUCAUGAUUGUUACGUAGAACACCGGAUGUACUAUUAUGAAAACCAUACAUUCCAAUGUUCACUUUGUGCGCAAAACUUUCAAGGAAUGUACAUGUUUCAUCAUCACAACAAACUGGUACAUUGUUCACAAGAUAAACGCAAGUCGUAUAGAUAUAUUUGCGACAUAUGCAACGAGGGAUUCAAUCAUGAAUCACAUUUUCAUUCUCAUAGUAUGCAUGUUCAUUCGAAAGAUUUAAAUUUGGGUGAAUCUGCCAAAGAAUGUGGAGAAAGAAAUCGUUCUGAUUAUUCACCCAACGUCCCGGAGAAGAUUACAAAUUUUUCUAUGGAUCAACAAAAGCAAAACAAACAGUUGUCCAACGAGUAUAUUUGCCAAAUUUGUCAGUUGAAAUUUACAGAUACAAGUGAUAUGUUAAGACACAAAGAACUUCACUCCAAUGACGGUGAUUUUAAAUGUGACAAGUGUGACAGACGAUGCAAAACAAUUACUUUACUUGAUCAACAUAGGAAAUUAACUCACAUUUGUCGUGAUAUUUAUAAUGGAUAUGAGUGUCGUAUUUGUGGCGAGGUUUUGGAAACUGUUACUUCAUUAAAAUGCCACGAGAAACACUUUCAUUCAAAUAUUAUCAAUAAUGAUACGGAUAAGCGGGAAAAUAAUGAUGAGGUAUCAUCUACGAAGAAUACAUGUCAAUUAACGAAAUACAAUUGUUUAUUCUGCGAUAUGAAGUUUUCCAAAGCUAGCACUGUUCAAGCACACCUUGUUAAUGUCCAUAUGGAUGAUAUGAUAAAUAAGCAAGCUAUUUUAAAACUUCCUCGUCCCAUUACUAAUAACAAUGACUUUCAGAAACAAUUUAAAAUAUCUGAUCCAUCAUUGUCAUCGAAAGAUAAUUCAACUCAGCUUCUUCAAAGAUCAACGAUUCAACAUGACCUUCAGAAAAAAGUUGUUGAAACUAAUCCAGCAUCAUCACCGAAAGAUAAUUCAACUCAGCUUCUCCAAAAAUCAGCGGCUCUACAUGAUCUUCAGAAACAAGUUGUUGAAACUCAUCCAGCAUCAUCAUCGAAAGAUAAUUCAACUCAGCUUCUCCAAAAAUCAACAACUCAACAUGAUCUUCAGAAACAAUUUGUUGAAACUAAUCCAGCAUCAUCAUCGAAAGAUAAUUCGCCUCAACUUGUCCAAAGAUCAACGGCUCAACAAUCUGUACUUGAUAUCCUACUAAACAAGCGGACUAGUACUCUAACGGAAGAUAAAACUGCUACUGAAUUAUUAAAGAAAUUUAAAAUAACGACUAAAAGCAAUGAAACUACAAAAGAUACUCCAAUUUCUGCAAUUCCAUGUAUUAACAAAUCUAAAGAUAUUUCGACAAUUAGUACUAUUGCACCAAAUGCAGCUACCUCAGUUUCUUCAUUCACUGGGCCAACAAUUGCUAAAACUAUCGUAUCAAAUACUGAAUCCAAAGAUAAUACUUCAGUUCCUUUACCUGGAUCAACUAAUGAUCUCCGUUACAGAAAAACUUAUGGAGUGUUUUCAAAAUCUGGGUCAAGCAAUGAAUUUAAAGCUAAUUCAGUCUCAUUACUGAAGAGGUCUAUAACAAAUAAAUCCAAAACAACACCUGUAUCCUCUUUAUUACCUGGACCUUCAUCAACUGGAUCUACACUCAAAGUAAUACCACAAAGCUGGAAAAGCAAUGAAAUUACAAAUCAGAAGUCAGUGAACCAUUCUAAUUCUGCUUAUUCAUGUCCGUUAUGUCCGCUAGAGUAUCCAGAUUUGAUGUUUUUCCAUGCGCAUCUCAACUAUGCUCAUGUAGAUAGUGUUCGAACUAAUAAAUCUAUGCCGCAAAUAAUUGAAAUUGAAACAAUACCUAUGAUAGAAUGUUUAUUAUGUCCAUGUAAUUUCAUGGAUGAGGUCACGUAUAAGAAGCACUUGAGAAAUUCUCAUACGUAUUAUGUGUAUAUGUCAAACUCUAAAGAAACGACACAAACCAAAAACGUGUUUAAUCCUUCAACAACACAGAACCGCACCACUGGAGAAAGCAAAAUUCCUGAAGUAAUUACUGUAGAUGAUGAUGAGAAUAACGAUAAUAUCAAGAAUACAUCGAAUCAACAAAUAGCCGAAGUAACAGCCACGCUUGAUUGUGGAAAACAAGAUAAUAAAAUUGGCAAAUUGAGAGUGAAGCCUUUUGCAAAGAUUAUUGAGACUUUAUCUGCGGAUUCUGCGUUGUAAUUUCUGUAAACUAAGCAAAUUCCAAAUCAUUUUAAUGACAGAAUUGCUAUAAAAAAACAAGUUUCAACAAUACUGAAAGUUAAUGAUGUAUGUGCCAAUUCAUAAAAUAUGUAAUGAUAAAUUUUACAAAUGCAAAUAAUGUUUAAGUUGUGAUAAUUUAUUGCAGAAUGAUUAUUGAAUAAUGAAAGAAAUUCACAAUAUCUAACAGAGAAAAACUUACCAUCUACAUAGAUAUUUAAUUAGUAUCCUUAAUUAGUGACCAAAUAUUAAUUACUCAGCUAUACCUAUUUUACUUUGCCGAAACAAAUCGACUAAUCUUUUUCGCAAGGUCGUACCUCGAUUUUACACAAUUUUCAGAUUUUCUGUUUAAACGCCCAGUCUGGUCCUAAAUGAGUGUUUAAGCAGAAAAACGAAAAGUGCGUAAAAUCGAGAUACGACCUCAGUCAAAAUAUACUUUAUUUUAAUUGAUUAAACAGAUAAA
Messenger RNA from Vollenhovia emeryi, 6770 nucleotides. RefSeq names its product zinc finger protein 423-like. The record is from RefSeq and is a predicted model, not a curated record. Lineage: Eukaryota; Metazoa; Arthropoda; Insecta; Hymenoptera; Formicidae. The transcript is spliced from 3 exons. Gene Ontology annotation, molecular function: DNA-binding transcription factor activity; RNA polymerase II cis-regulatory region sequence-specific DNA binding. Gene Ontology annotation, biological process: regulation of transcription by RNA polymerase II. Bases 1097 to 6289 code for a protein of 1730 amino acids.